Messenger RNA from Exophiala viscosa, 1614 nucleotides. Its product is annotated as cytochrome-b5 reductase. NCBI's taxonomy places the organism in Eukaryota, Fungi, Ascomycota, Eurotiomycetes, Chaetothyriales, Herpotrichiellaceae. The record is from RefSeq and is a predicted model, not a curated record. The transcript has 3 exons. The coding region runs from base 497 to 1435 and encodes 312 amino acids. Gene Ontology annotation, molecular function: cytochrome-b5 reductase activity, acting on NAD(P)H.
UGCUUGGACGGCCGACUCGGUGGUGAAUCACGCCGUAAUACUGGCAAGGUAGCCAGGUCAGAGUAUGGCGUAGACGGCCUGUAGAGGGGACGCCUAAAGCACGUGAAGGAACCCCUGUCGGAGAGCGAAGAGAUCGGUGGUUGCCCUUCCCGGACUCCGACUAAAGCUCCCCAUCCCGGUGACAGCUAAGUGUUCUUUCCCAACACCACCAAGAGACAUUCAAUUGUCAACAGUUACAAUUCUUUCACUUGAAAUCGGUUUUUUUCUUUGCGUCACUUAGAUCAGCAUAGACUCCGGUGCUGUCUCUGUUCGGGGUUCAAUCAUACUUUGGCGUCGGUCUCGUUGGGUUCCCGAGUCAUUUAUUGUUAUUCGUGGACAUUAUCACGACCUUACUUCUCGUCCAAACCCAGGAAGGCGCCUGUAGAACACCAGGGUCCCUGUCACUAACGGCCAAAAGUCUUCAUCCAAGUUCCCAUUGCAUAAGUCAGCUCUCACGAUGUCCGGAUACCUUCGCACGUCUUUAAGAGUGGCCGGUGUGGCCGCUGCCGGCGCUGGAGCCGCUUACGCUGGACACCACUAUUUGACCACCACAUCUUUCUUCGUCACCACAGCACACGCCGAGUCUUUACCAUCGGACUCCAGAGCUGCGUUGAAGAAGAUGACAUGGAAGGGCUUUACGGAGCUCAAGCUCCAAAGUACCGAACAAGUCAACCACAAUGUCAAGAAAUUGACAUUUGCUUUGCCUGAUGAUGAAUCCAUUACUGGCCUCGCUCCCAUCACAUCUCUCCUGACCAGACACACUCCCGAAGGAGCUUGGAUUCCGGUCUUCAGACCCUAUACGCCAGUGAGCGAGAACGAUGUGCCAGGUACCGUGACUUUCAUGGUCAAGAAAUACCCCAAUGGCAAGGGUUCGGGGAAGAUGCACUCCAUGAAGCCUGGUGACUCGUUGCUGUUCAAACCUUUGCAUGAAUUCGACUAUAAACCCAACCAAUACUCUGCUAUCACCUGCAUAGCUGGCGGCUCUGGCAUCACUCCCAUCUAUCAAUUGACUCGUGCCAUCCUCAACAAUCCCGAGGACAAAACAAAGAUCGCUCUUGUGUACGCCAACAACAGCGCGGAGGAUAUUCUGUUGAAGAAGGAGUUUGACGAAUUUGCUCAAAAGUAUCCUGAUCGCUUCACUCGAUCCUACGUUGUCAGCACCAUCACGCCCCAGAAUGAAAGCGAGUACACAAAAGGUUACGUCAACAAGGAGCUGCUCUGCAAGGUCAUGCCGCACAAGCUGAACGAGCGGAACGUCAAGGUCCUUGUCAGCGGUCCCCCUCCCAUGACCGCAAGCAUUGCUGGUGCUAAAGGAGGGUUUGGCUGGACUCAGGGGAGCCUAGGAGGUGUCCUUGGAGAGCUGGGUUACACCAAGGAAGAAGUCCACAAGUUCUAGGAUGGUAACCAACCAGCUGGAACGUUAUCCGAUGUUUGUAUUACUAGAGCGAGCAUAGAUCAUAUGGGUUUGGGAAGGCAUUAGGCAUAGGUAGACAAUAUCCCUUCUCUGCAAGGCUGACUAAUACUAAAGUGGUCCAUGCUUAAAUCGGCCGAAACAACUCCGUCUUAUCUUCGAUU